AUGGAUCAAUCAAGCCAGCUGUAUCAGAAAGAUACCGUCGACGUGAACGACCAAGCCACCCGCGAUGCGCAAGAUCUCGCCGCACUGGGCCAUGCCCAGACACUUAGUCGCAAGUUCAGUCUCUGGAGCAUGCUUGCUUUGGCCUUUUGCGUGUUAGGAACAUGGUCUACUAUGGCUCAGGAUUUGGCCACUGGCCUCGUCAAUGGCGGCCCUGUAGGUAUCCUCUGGGGCCUCGUCCUUGUGACGGCUUGCAACACCUGUGUUGCCCUUUCGCUGGGUGAACUCGUCAGCAGCAUGCCUACGGCUCUCGGCCAGGCGUAUUGGAUCCAACAUCUGUGGAACACCCCAACCGGCCGGUUCGCGUCUUACAUGUGUGCGUGGAUCAACACCUUUGGAUGGUGGACCUUGGCGGCUUCCCAAAUCGCCUUUAUGACAGAGUUUCUCCUCUCCAUGAAGCUCAUGUUUGAUCCGGAGUGGCCAGGCACCGAAAAAGGGUGGCUUCUCUUUAUUGUCUACGUCGGCAUCACCAUCUUCUUUACCGUCAUCAACUACGUGUCUUGCCGCAAGGAAUGGAUCCUCCCAACUUUUAACAACUUUGUGGGCGUUGGUUUUGCUGGCCUCUUUGUUGCCUUCUCCCUGGCUCUGCUCAUAUCCGUUGGUACAAAGGCAAAUCUCUCGUUCCAGUCGGCAUCAUUUGUGUUUGGGCAGUGGAUCAACCAGACGGGUUGGGGCGACGGCGUUGUGUGGUUCCUCGGCCUGGUGCAGAGUGCUUAUGGCUUGACGGCGUUUGAUUCCGUCAUUCACAUGGUGGAGGAGAUUCCUGCGCCUCGACGCAACGCCCCAAGAACCAUGUAUCUUGCGGUCCUGAUCGGUGCUUUCUCGGGCUUCAUUUUUAUGGUCGUCUGCCUCUUUAGUAUCCAGAGCGUGGAUGGCGUCUUAAAUCCCGCAUCUGGCAAUCCCUUUAUUGAGCUUGUCCAGUCAACCAUUGGGCAAGUUGGCGGAGCCGUCAUGAUUGCCCUGUUCAUUUUCAAUGGCCUGGGUCAGGGCUCCAGCGUGCUCACCUCGGCUUCUCGACUGACGUGGAGUUUUGCGCGAGAUGGCGGGUUUCCCUGGGGCGCCUGGUUCUCUCACGUUGACGAGACUUGGAUGGUUCCUGGCCGCGCCCUGUGGCUACAGUGCGGCAUCAUUUGCCUAGUUGGAAUUCUGUACCUGUUUGCCAGCACCGUCUUGCAGGCUAUUCUCAGCGUCAGCACCAUUGCUCUGACCAUUUCUUAUGCUAUGCCCAUUAUUUCACUCGUGGUGGUUGGCCGCGAUAAGCUGCCUCCUGGCGGAGAAUUCAAGCUUGGCCGGCUUGGUCCCGUCAUCAACUGGGUGUCAAUUAUCUACUGCGCCAUCACAACGGUCUUCUUCUUCUUCCCAACCACACCGAACCCAACAGUCAGUGAAAUGAACUUUGCAAUUGCUGUAUUCGGCGUUAUGCUGGUGCUUUCCAUUGGCUUCUGGUUCGUCCAAGGCCACAGAACAUUCAUGCAGUCAGGGGAGAUGGCCCCAGACAUCCAAGGCAUCUUGUACGCGGAAAACUGCGAGUUGAGCCAAGACGGAUCUUCCAGCGCGGAACCUCGGCCGGACAACAAGAUCAAGGGGCAGACAAGCGAAUUGACCAGCGACUGA
Molecule: messenger RNA, 1671 nt
Organism: Metarhizium brunneum ARSEF 3297
Lineage: Eukaryota; Fungi; Ascomycota; Sordariomycetes; Hypocreales; Clavicipitaceae
Product: Choline transport protein
Biological process (GO): transmembrane transport; amino acid transport
Cellular component (GO): membrane
Molecular function (GO): transmembrane transporter activity
Source: RefSeq, a predicted model, not a curated record